This is a messenger RNA of Chiroxiphia lanceolata (lance-tailed manakin), 2579 nucleotides long. RefSeq names its product MAX network transcriptional repressor (gene MNT). NCBI's taxonomy places the organism in Eukaryota, Metazoa, Chordata, Aves, Passeriformes, Pipridae. Gene Ontology annotation, molecular function: DNA-binding transcription factor activity, RNA polymerase II-specific; protein dimerization activity; RNA polymerase II cis-regulatory region sequence-specific DNA binding. Bases 36 to 1730 code for a protein of 564 amino acids. Gene Ontology annotation, biological process: regulation of transcription by RNA polymerase II. The record is from RefSeq and is a predicted model, not a curated record. The transcript is spliced from 6 exons.
GGAGGAGUGAGUGAGGUGGUUUGCAGAGAAGAUGGAUGAUUGGAAGGCAGCUGAGAAAUUCCGUGAGAAAUGAAGCUCGUCCCUCCGUGAGCUACUCCUGCCUGAAGGUACCAGAGGAGAAUGAGAAGCAUGAGAAGCUCCGCCUGGAGAGGGAGCAGGAGCAGAAGAAGGCCAGCAAGGCCAGCGUGCCGCGGGCCAACAGUGCCCUCUCCCCGGAGGAGCCCCGAAGCGAACUGCUGGUGCCCGUCUCCCCCCCGGCCCCGGUGCCCCCGCCACCCCCGCCCCUGGCAGCCCCCAUCUCAGUCAUUCCCAUCCCUGUUGUCACCAGUUCCCCCCAGCAAGCGGCCCAAACCGCCCUGUCCCCGCCGCUCGUGCAACGCCACCAGCCCCUUGUAAGCACUCCCAGUGUCCCCAAGGAAUCCUCGUCGGUGGCUCCGGUGAUCCAGAGGCCGCCGGGCCCACAUCUGCCGGAUGGGAAAGCUGCCACCCCGCCAUCGGGCAGCCCCAAGCAGCUCCAGCAUUACCCGGCGCCGGUCCUGGCCAUCUCCCAGCACCACGUGGUCCCGCAGCCCAUCCAGCCCCUGCAGCACCCGGCAGCGCCCGCGCCCCUCGGCGCCCUGAAGCUGGCCCCGGCAGACGACCUGAAACCCAUCGAGCUCAAGAAGAGAAUUGGAGGGGUUGGGACCAGGGAAGUACAUAAUAAAUUGGAGAAGAACAGACGUGCACAUUUGAAAGAGUGCUUUGAGACUUUAAAGCGCAACAUCCCCAACGUAGAUGACAAGAAGACCUCAAACCUCAGCGUCCUCAGGAGUGCCUUGCGAUACAUCCAGACUUUAAAGAGGAAGGAAAAAGAAUAUGAACAUGAGAUGGAGCGGCUGGCGAGAGAGAAGAUCGCUACCCAGCAGCGACUGGCAGAGCUGAAGAACGAGUUGAGCCAGUGGAUGGACAUCUUGGAGAUUGACAGAAUUGUUCGACAGACAGUUCAGCCAGAGGAUGACCAGGCAUCUACCUCGACAGCAUCAGAGGGUGAAGACAACAUCGAUGAAGACAUGGAAGAUGACAGGCCAGUGAACUCAUUACCAAAACUUACCCAGCGCCAGCACCCAGAGCUGCUGAAAGCUGUCCCCCCGAAUGCUGCUCCCCCCCUGCCCGCGGUCCUGCCCCCUCACCUCUCCAUCCAGCAGAAGCCCCACGCCCAGCCCCCCCUCCAGACACAGGCACUGGUCCCGCCGCAGGCGAUCGUCCCUGCACAGACUCACAUCGUGGCGGCCUCGACCGUGCAAUCGACUGUUAUCGCCCACACGGCCACCACCCACGCCUCGGUCAUCCAGACUGUCAACCACGUCAUUCAGGGUCCACAGACCAAGCACAUUGCUCACAUUGCACCUUCCACGUCCAGCCCCGUGCAACUCACCACUGCUGCUCAGCCCAUCGGCCACAUCACUGUGCACCCCGCCACCAUCAACCACAUGGCCCACCUGGGCCCGCAGCUGCCCCUCUACCCCCAGCCCGUGGCCGUCAGCCAGCCCGUCGUGAGCCACAUCGCUCACACCAUCUCGCACCAGCAAGUGAACGGCACCGCGAGCCUGGGCCAGCCGGCGGUGAUGGCCAAGCCGGCCGUGGGAACCCAGGUGGUGCAUCACCCGCAGCUGGUGGGGCAGACGGUCCUGAACCCGGUGACUAUGGUGACCAUGCCCUCGUUCCCGGUGAGCACACUGAAGCUGGCCUAGAGGGGACGGGCCGACGGCAAGGUCUUUGCUGGGAACCUUUCCUAAGGAAACUCCAUACAUUCCAACCACGUCCGACUCGGCAGGAGGGAGGCACAGGAAUGCUGGGCUGGGCUGGGCUGGGCUGGGCUGUGCUCAGCUGCCCAGGGCCCAGCCUGGGGACAGUGCCCAGCCUGGGGACAGUGCCCAGCCUGGGGACAGUGCCCACCCUGCCAACGGGGACGGGGACGGGGCUGCUCCGCGCUCGGAUUGGCUGAUCUGAGAAACUGCAGAGACAGUUGUUCAUGGUGAUUUUUUUUCCUUUUAUGUGUAAUGAGUGAACUAUGGGUAUGAUGUUCUUAAGACUUUAAUUUUGCCCUCUUAUGUGUUGCUUCUUUGUAGAAUAAAAAUUGCUGAUCUCUUUAUCGAGACAUUGCGUAGAAUGGGAAAAAAAAUCAUAGAAGUCUAUAUUUAUAUAUAUGUGUGUAUGUGUGUGUAUAUAUAUGUACAUACAUAUAUAUAUAAAUAUAACAUUUGAAGGCCUUUUGUAAGGUUGAUUAUUUUGCAGGAUUAUGAGACAAAAUUCAUUUUUGGAGGAAGAAGAUAGAGUGUCCUCUCUAAACAAGAAACUUUAAGAUAGAUGGUUUGGUGGACCAGGGUACCUCUAUAGUGACAAAAAAACCCCAACAACAAACCACAAGUCAAACCAUUUUAAAGGUAUUUCCCAUCAAUAUAUUACAUUUCAAAAACCAUCUAAAAUCACUGUGACUUGUUAUGGCAUUUUAAGGAAAUUCUCUGUCCUGUCUAAUAAAAGGAAAAAGAAUACACAACCAGACUUCAUUUGUUGCCGUUUUAUAAAUGACUUGAUUUUUA